AUGAACAAGGUGCUCGGAGGCACGAAAGUGUGGUCUACACUGAGACCAAGGCCACCUGGCAGUUCAGGUAACGGAGCUAGCGACUUCAGGAAACUUAGGUCCUGCCAGUCCCGCCGCGCACUCAGCUCUACUCCGGCGUCUCGGUUCUCCCUCCUUUCCUUCCUGCUGAUCCAGCCAGCCAGGCUUUCUCCUCCUCUGUUCUCGCCUCCUCUCCCCCUUGAAUCCAGUCCUGGUUUCCCCGCUGCCAGCUCCUUCUUCUGCCUGCUGGGCUCGCUCCCCGCCUCCGCCCCCGCCUCUCCAGUCCCGGCGGUCCGCUCGGCUCCCCUGCUCUCCUCUCGCAGCCCCCCCAACCCCCCAGCCACCCGCGGCUCCACUCGCCCAGUCCGGCCGCUCCAGUCCGGAUCUCGCUGCCACCCGACCCGGGUGCGAGUUCCAGCAGCUGGAGAGGAGGCGGCAAGCGGCUGGCCCCGGUUCCCCACUGCCGCCUCGUCAGCCCGAGGCUGCUCUUGCUGCUGUUGCUGCUGCGGCCGCCCUACCCGGUCCGGCCGCAGGGGUCGGCGGCACGGCUGCUCGCCAAGUCCCGGAUGCCACUGGGGCUACCAGGCGCUGUCUGUGGUGCUGCUGCUGGCUCAGGGCGGUCUGCUGGACCUAUACCUCAUCGCCGUCACCGACCUGUACUGGUGCUCUUGGAUCGCCACUGACCUGGUGGUGGUGGUGGGCUGGGCCAUCUUCUUCGCCAAGAACAGCCGGGGCCGUCGGGGCGGUCCAGCGAGCAGCACGCACAACCACCAUCAGCUCCACCACCACUCGGCGCCGCCUCUGCACCUACCGGCUGCGGCGUCCGCGGGGGCCGGGGCCAAGGCUCGCGGGGGCCGAGGAGGCUCGGGCGGCUCGGGGGCCGGGCCGGGGCCGGCCGGGGCGGCAGGCGAGUUCGCCUUUGCGUACCUGGCCUGGCUCAUCUACUCCAUCGCCUUCACUCCCAAGGUUGUGCUCAUCCUGGGCACGUCUAUCCUGGACCUCAUCGAGCUGCGAGCGCCCUUUGGCACCACGGGCUUCCGCCUCACCAUGGCGCUGUCCGUGCCGCUGCUCUACAGCCUGGUGCGUGCCAUCAGCGAGGCGGGCGCGCCCCCGGGCUCGGCGGGUCCCCUGCUCCUGCAGCCACAGCAGCAUCGCGCCGCGGGCUGCUUCCUGGGCACGUGUCUGGACCUGCUGGAUAGCUUCACGCUGGUGGAGCUGAUGCUGGACGGCCGCGUGCCGCUUCCCGCGCACCUGCGCUACCUGCUCAUCGCCGUCUACUUCCUCACGCUCGCCUCUCCAGUGCUCUGGCUGUACGAGCUGAACACCACCGCAGCAGCUCCGUCCUGGGGCCAGGCCUCCGGGCCCGGAAGCUGCAGUCGCCUUUUGCGCUUGCUGGGAGGCUGCCUGGUGGACGUGCCCUUGCUGGCGCUGCGCAGCCUCCUGGUGGUGAGCUACCAACAGCCGCUGUCCAUCUUCAUGCUCAAGAACCUCUUUUUCCUUGGCUGCCGUGGCCUGGAGGCCUUGGAGGGCUGCUGGGACCGAGGGAAUUGGGUUUCCCCAAGUCGGGCCAGAAGCAGCUAUGGUGCUCCUCCCUCGGCCCCACCACCACCGCCACCACCGCCACCUCAGGGAGGCUCCCAGCGGGGCCACUUGGAAAAUGAAGGGGGCCCUCAUGGCUAUGUCAACACCCUAGCUGUGGCCUCUCAGAACUGAAAAAGGUGAAGGGCAAGGCUCUUUGGCCUGAGAGUUUCUGGGCCCCUUGGCUGUGUUGAGAAGAGGUAACUGUUGAUAAGGCUAGAGGCUGGGGAAUUCUUCUGCACCCCAUGGGUAGAGACUACUUGGAGGGAGACCAGCAAUAUGUUGUGCGGGGAGAGGGUCCGUGCUCACCAUGGUCCUUCUCCAUAGUCUUGCCUGUCCUGACAUACAAGGGACUGGAUAAAUGUGCCACCUGCUUUUCCUGCCUUCAUCCUGCCCCGGGGGAGUGAAGGAAAGCGGGAUUCGGGCAGGGGUGGUGGGCUUUGAUAGCUGGAGUGUGCGUGCGCGCGUGCGCGUGCGCGUGCGCGUGCGCGUGCGCGCGCGCGUGUGUGUGUGUGUGUGUGUGUGUGUGUGUGUGUGUGUGUGUGUGUGGUCCUUUCUGGGUGUCUGUCCCAUGCUCCUUGCAGUGGAAGGAGAUCUAGGGAGACCUUGCUGCCACCACACAUGCCGCCACCAUCCUUUCCUGCCUGAAUUUAUGACCGGGAUCCCCAGGAGUUGCUCAGUUGCUGUACUCCAAGGGAGACGCUCACCCAGGGUCGUCCUCCCUCCUGCUCCUCUGUUCUCAGCCUGGGGAGGCGAAGGUCUCUGCUGUGAGGACCAAACAACACCCUUUCUUGGGUGAGUGUGUAUUUCUACCUCUGUGCUUUCAACUUUCAUUGCAUCACACACUGAUGCUGCUCGCAAAAACAAAAAACAAACAAACAAACAAACAACACUCAGAAGUUGCAUUCAGCAUGGCCGCUGGAUCCCUUUGGGGUUCGGUACCCGAUAUUACAGGGUCUGUGGAGUAUCAGCCAUUGGCUUGCUCUCUUUCGGUUCCUCCUUAUGCUCCAGAACGCUUACCCUUCCUGUGUUGGUACUGGCUGGGUUGGAACUGGGUUCAGAGCCACUGCUUUAGUGGGUUCGAAUGUGUGUGAGGUCAGGCCUCUUAGGGACUCUCGGGGUGCCACCUGCUCCUCUAGAAAGCUCGGCAUAGAGCAGAGAGCGUGGCCACCUUUCUUCUCUUGUCUGCUUCAGGUCUCCUCAGGGAGAGGGCACACUGUGGGAGCCUCCUGGCCAGCCUUCCCCCACAGGGCCCUCCUGGCGAGGCUCUCCUUAGGAUUGUCCCUCAAGGGAGGUCAGGGUUAGCUACUUUACUCUUGACUAGGGAUGUCACUCUUGGAGUCUCUAAGGCAGGAUAAGUAUGCUGAGGGGAGUCAGAGGCCAGAAGGCAUAGGGAGCCAGGCCAGGAUAUACUCACCCCUACAAUGGGAUUGUGGGGGGGAAACCUUAAGAAUUUUGGUUCCCUUUUCUUCUGUUUUGGGGGUUUUAUGUGGUGUAAUGAACCUAGACAAGGGGCCAGGAGACAUGAUCUGCCUGCUAUUUUCUGGAUUUGAAUGCCAUGUCAUUUUUACUUUCUAGGCCCCAGUCACCUUUCUAGGGUGGUAUUCUUUGAGCUUGGAGCCUGAAAGCUCCGGGCUAAUGCGGCCAUUAGAGGCAGACAUAAGAGGAGCUAUCCAGGCUGUACUUGAGGACAGCCCUGCUUCUGCCCUGCGUCUGGCCUUGGGAGAGCUGAAGGUUUACCAACUAGGUUGAGGGACGGGCAUUGCAGGGCGCAUUGAUGCUGACCUCCUCUAAGGCCCACAGCACAGGGGCAGGCCCAAAGUGCCAAGUCACUGACUGCUAACUCAGCAGCCAGGCCCGUUCCUUCAUCCCCUUUGGCUCUCCUAGGACCUCUGAGAACCAAGGGCCCAAACAGGGCCCCUCUUUCUCAACUGCCUGGGGCUGUGGCGGAGGGUAUCUAUGGGAUGGAAACAUGAGCUGCUGAGCUUGGCUGGAGCACUUGGGGGCCUGUCCAGCUCUCAGAGUGGGCCAUGUGGAGGAUGUUUACAGUCCAUGCAUCCUUUGCUCCUGGUCCUGUGCCCUCAGCCAGUGCUGGCUGGCUGCUUUUCACAAUACACCUGCCUUUACUGCUUGCCCUGGAUGACUCCUCUUCUGACUGGACUCUCAGCCUGAGCUGAAGCCCUGGAUAGGGCUGGAGCUGUUCCCAGUGUUCUGUAUUGGUUCUCUAGGUUCGCUGUGUUUCUCGCUACCUAAUUUGAAUGACUGUGAGAAGAAAUUAUGUCUGAGCCAUGGCCGGCUCCGGCUGGCCCCAAUGCACCCUCUUUCUACUGUUUGGAUAGCCACCCCUCUACUGUAUGACUGCUGUCUGCUGCUGAGAGACUGCCACUGGAUUUAGGAUGGAAGGCUGCCAUUUCCCAAGUACAUCCAGAGACGUGAUCACAUGGCCACUCGUGACAGAGGCCAGGACUGCUGAGGGCCUGGUUGAGGGCCCAGCACAUCUCCAGCGUCCUCUUCAACAUGUCUUCUGUGAGUACUUUGUGCUCAGGGGGCUGGUCCCUUCCUUCUGAUGUAUUUAUUUUGGGUCUUUUCACAAAUUCCCCUGUCCCAUUUGCACAUGACCCUUAAGGCCUACCCCCCCCCACACCUCUUGCUUUCUAAGGUAUCUGUAGAUAGAGAUCAGACUUGAGAUGUCCCCAAGGUGUCAUGACCAGAAUAGUACACUGUCCUGAGGCUUGUGCCAGAAGAACGGGUCAUGGAAAAGAAGCCUGGGCUCAGAAUGUAGCCCUGCCUGCCCCUAGCAUCUGAACAUGGAAGGGAAGGGCCUGUUACCCAAGUUCCAAAUGGUACCUGUUUUUAAAAACGAGUUAAUUACUGUGCAAUGCUGAGGAUUAGACCCAGGGCCUCAAGCAUGCUUGACAAACGCUAAUCAGCCUCUGAACUGCAUCUCCAACACGAAGUCUUGUUCAAUCUAAAGACUGUUCGCUCUAAAGACUUGCACCCCACCUUUGAAAUUUUUCUUUGAGAAGAGGGUCUCACUAUGUUCCCAGGGCUGUACUAGAGUCUUGGGGCUCAGGUAGCCCUCUCACUUCGGCCUCCCAGGGAAACAGGUAUGCACAGCUGUGUCUAGGCAAGACUAUUCUGUUAAACAUGCUGGGAACUGGGCCCUGGUGUGUGGGGCACAGAGCUGGGAAUUCGAGCCCAGAAGGAACUGAGAAGCGGCACCUCGCUAGCAUUUAUCACAUUUUCCCCCUCUUUUUAAAAAUAAAACCAGACUCUGUUCUGAAAAUAAAAACUUGAGACUUGUGACAA
Messenger RNA from Peromyscus maniculatus bairdii (prairie deer mouse), 4905 nucleotides. Lineage: Eukaryota; Metazoa; Chordata; Mammalia; Rodentia; Cricetidae. The record is from RefSeq and is a predicted model, not a curated record.